AGCGUUGUUGUGAAACACCGGCAGCGUUUCUAACGAAUACAAAUGAUAUUUCGGGACGUAUUAAACGUCAUUAAAGUUUAGUACUCUAACAAAAUGUGAUUUUAAUCGGAUAUUUUACUUGUGUCAGUUUUUAAAGUUUGCACCUAAAGGUUUUGGCGUUAUUAGCAAGUUAGCAGCUAGCAGUUAUUAAAGAGCUGAUUUUAGUAUCUGAUAUAAAAUAUUACAGAGGUUUAAAAGUAAAACAUAGAGACUGAUGAAGCUGUGGUGUGCUUUGUGCCGAUAGUAACUAGCAUUUUAGUAUUAGUUGAACUGCUAUCUGUCAUUGUGAGAUUUGCCGGUAUGUGCUCAUCAUCAUCAUCAUCAUCAUCAAAGCGUCACUGUUACACGCUGUAAACAUGUCAAUGUCUAAUCUUCAUAUAGAUACAGCUGUGUCAUGGCUUAGAAGAUGUUUUUUACUGAUCUGGGUUCAUCUUUUGGUCCUGUGGACACUUUUGGGAUGUCAGGUGAAUGGUUUGAAUGCUGUUGAUUUCUCAGUCCUGCCAUCUCUCAGUCGUCCUGCUAAUGUCACUCAGAUCUACUAUGGGAUCAUGUUUGAUGCUGGCAGCACAGGCACUCGUCUGCAUAUCUACACCUUCAGACACAAAUAUCCAGAUGAGUUGCCAGUGUUGGAUCAUGAAAGCUUUCAUUCUGUUAAACCUGGAUUAUCAGCCUACGCUGACACACCUGAGAUUGCUGGGCACACAAUACGUGAGUUACUGAAGGUCACUAUGAGGACAAUCCCUUCAGACAAAUGGAGGAGGACACCGCUGCUACUGAGAGCCACCGCUGGAUUUAGACUGCUGCCAACAUCCAAAGCUCAGGCACUCUUACAAGAGGUGCAAGAUGUGUUUGAUGAAUUUCCUUUUCACGUGCCCGCUGACAGCGUCCGAAUCAUGAACGGGACAAACGAAGGUGUUCUUGCGUGGGUUACAGUCAACUUUCUGACUGGUCACCUUCAUCCUAACAGACAAACAACAGUUGGAAUACUCGACUUGGGUGGAGGUUCAACUCAGAUCACUUUCCUUCCUAAGUCAAAGAAAACCAUUGAAAGUGCAGAUCCAGAUUACAUUGCAAAGUUCCGCAUGUUUAACUCAACCUACCUCCUCUAUACACACAGUUACCUUGGAAACGGAAUCAAAGCUGCUCGCCUGUGGGCUCUUGGUGCUUUAGGCUCAGAUGGUCUAGAACAGAAAAUUUUCAGAAGCUCCUGUUUACCCAAAAACUCUACCGAAAACUUUAGCUUUGGAGGUUUAGUUUACCACGUCAGCGGAACAACAGAAGGUAAAACAGGAUUUCAGAUGUGUUACCAGGAAAUGCUGAAGGUUGUGAAGGGAAUCAUUAAACAACCAUAUGAAUUAAAAAACACCUCCACUUUCUACGCUUUCUCUUAUUAUUUUGAUCAUGCGGUGGAAGCAGGACUCAUAGAUGAAGUUAAAGGUGGAGCUGUGAAGAUCCGAGAUAUUAGGAGACGAGCAAAGGAGUUGUGUAACAGACCAUCAGAUCUUAAUCCAGUCAAUCAUUUUCUGUGUAUGGAUCUCACAUACAUCACAUGUCUGCUCAUAGAUGGAUUUGGUUUUGAAGACAGCACCGUUCUGGAGCUAACCAAGAAGGUAAACGAUGUAGAAACCAGCUGGGCUUUGGGAGCCACAAUAAAUUACUUUCAAAACUUCAGGAUUCACUGAGAAACAUCCAGAACAGAUUCAUCACAGCUCACCUCAUCUUAGACUUUUAGCAGCUGUUUUACCAAACAAAACCUUUGAUGAGGAAUCCAGCAAGGACAACAACAAAGAUUACAAGUGAAGAAGAUUUCCAUCAAUCCAGCCCUUGGAUCUUCUGACACAUAAGAGAUCAGAUUAGAGAUGAAUCUAAUUGUAAGCCUUGGUUUUAAAUCAACAUCUGUUUGAGCUGAAAUGUUUUUUAUGUUUACAAAAAGCUGUCAUAAUACAAUGAGUUAUCUUACUGAAAUCUACAGGAGAUGAUAAGAGUUUACAGUAAACUACAUGAGAAAGAUUUCCUUCAA
Paramisgurnus dabryanus is the source of this 2059-nucleotide messenger RNA. It is a transcript of the gene entpd5b, whose product is annotated as ectonucleoside triphosphate diphosphohydrolase 5b. Lineage: Eukaryota; Metazoa; Chordata; Actinopteri; Cypriniformes; Cobitidae. Gene Ontology annotation, molecular function: hydrolase activity. The record is from RefSeq and is a predicted model, not a curated record.